Messenger RNA from Knipowitschia caucasica, 1722 nucleotides. Lineage: Eukaryota; Metazoa; Chordata; Actinopteri; Gobiiformes; Gobiidae. The record is from the annotation of a GenBank genome assembly.
AUGCAGGCACAAGCAGCUGUGGGCCAAGCAGUGGGGGCGAUUGUCCUGGACAAAGAGCCCACCAUCAAGAUCCCACCACCAUCUGGAAUGCCCCAUUCACGGACCAGGGCUGCUCUAGUUGGUUCUCAAGUAACUCUGCUGAGCCAAAGUUUAUUCGAGAAACAUUUGAAAGGGGCAGGGGUUUCUAGUGCAGAAGAGGAGAGCCACCCGGGUUUGGCAGCUUUUAGGACUCUGCUACCAACGGUUGAAGGCCAGGUCUGGGCGCAGGCAUUUGCGGAGUGCCAGAGGGUGUCCAUGAAGAGUCCUGCACCAGCUUACCAGGGGGUUGCCAAGCUACCACGCCAAUCCCCCAUAACCAUUCCUCCCCUCUCUGAGAUGGUGUUAUGGCUGCAGGUGAGUGGGAAUCCUGCAGACCAAUCCAAUGUGUUUGUUGAACCUCUGCCUAAUAGUGAUUCAGAGUGGUGUGUGGGACGGACCCUGACGAGGCUCAACAGUGGCCGGGUCCCAUGUAGGGUAUGUAACCCUAACCCCUAUCCAGUGGAGGUGCCACAACGCCAACCCCUGGCUCAAGUAUCUGAAGUGGCUGCCUCAGACAUCAAAGGGGAGCAGGAACUGGUAUUGGACAGUGUGGCACCGGACAUUAUUGAAGUAACCGUAAGGCGUGUGAGGACUGACCUGACUGCAGAUGAAGAUGCUCACCCAGUUCUAUCUCUACAGGGGCAGGGCCUUGACCCGAGGGAACAACAGAGAAUGGCGGAGCUCUUGAAUAAAUGGAGGAGGGUGUUUUCAUGCCAUGACGAAGACUUUGGCCGAACGAGUGCAGUCCAACACCGAAUACCGACAGGCCCCGCCCACCCUAGCCGUGAGAGGUACAGACCCGUCCCCCCGAGCUUGUAUACAGAACUCCAAGUGUUGUUGAAAAACAUGUUGGAGACUCGAGUGGUGCGGGAGAGUGCCAGCCCAUGGGCAGCCCCCAUUGUUCUUGUGAAGAAGAAAGAUGGGAGCUGGAGGUUCUGCGUGGACUAUCGGAGGCUCAAUGCGGUUACCCAUAGAGACGCUUACCCAUUGCCACGCAUUGAAGAAUCUUUGACAGGGCUGAAGGCGGCAAAAUGGUAUUCUACGCUGGACCUCGCAAGUGGAUACUGGCAAGUGGAGAUGGAUCCGGCGGACCGGGAGAAAACCGCAUUUACCACACCCUUUGGCCUUUACGAGUUCGAACGCAUGCCUUUUGGGCUGUGUAAUGCCCCGGCCACUUUCCAACGACUGAUGCAGCGCUGCCUCGGAAAUUUUGAUAGCCACCUCCGCCAUCUCGAAGAAGUGUUCCAGCGGCUGGAUGAAUAUGGGCUGAAGCUACAACCCAGGAAGUGUAGCCUAUUCCAGCAGAAGGUGACUUACCUUGGCCAUGUAAUAAGUGCCACCGGAGUGUUGAGGACUAUCGCAGACCAGACUGAAAUCGGGCUGGAUAUGGGAGAGUGGAGAGAGCGACAAGCCAAAGACCCAGACCUGGCCCUGCUACGCCAAUGGAAAGGGCAACAGCAGACUCUACCAGAGGCAGGAGUCUACAACCCCAGAAGCGGCCGAACCACCGAGGGAAAUGUGUCAGCCCCCUCCGACAUGGUGGCUCCCAGGACUGGUCACUCGCACUCAGUCUUGCCUCCCAGAAUCAGCCAGGGCCCCAGUUCCAGCAAUUAUAAGGAGCCCAGAGCCUGCUACUCCACCUGA